AAAGUGAAAGGUGGGGACAUGAAGAAAUGGAGAGUGGGGAUAUAUAAGAAUCGGAAAAGGAAAGGAAAGGAAAGAAGGUUAAGUGAAAAGUGAAAAGUGAAAAUGGACUUGGAAGCAGUGAAGAGGUACUUAGAGAAAGGAGGAGAAACAGCAUCGGCGGUGGAUGGGUUGCCUCCGAGGUUUCUGGAACCGUUAAUAAUGAACGCUCUUAAGGUCGAUCUCAUCGAAACUGGUCGCGUUGUCUGCUCCAUGAAGAUACCUCCGCGUUUACUCAAUGCUGGGAAUUCGUUACACGGUGGCGCCAUCGCUGCUCUGGUCGACGUGGUGGGGUCCGCUGCGAUUCCCACCGUUGGAUAUUCGGCUCCCAAUACUGGGGUUUCUGUUGAGAUUAAUGUUUCGUAUUUGGAUGCUGCCUAUGCCGAUGAGGAGAUUGAGAUCGAGGCCAGGGCUCUGCGUGUAGGGAAGGCUGUUGCCGUUAUAAGCGUGGAGUUCAAGAAGAAAAAAACUGGCAAAGUUUUUGCCCAGGGGCGUCAUACCAAGUUUCUUCCUCUUUCCAGUAAAAUGUGAAGGCCAAAAUAUGCACAGAAAUAAAUGGUUCAAUGUUGGUUCGCCCUUAUAUGUGGCAAAUAUAUCUUAGUGCCACUUCUUAUUAAUUUUCCAGUAUUUCACCCAGUUACUUCAUGUGUGAUUACCUUGAAUUUUCUGUACCAGUUCUUAUUGUUCUAUAGGGGCAGUUCCUUCGUUGUUAAAAUGGCGAGGCCAUGUGUUCUCCGUUGUUGUUCUCUACCUUUUGAUUUUGAAUGUUAUAAUUUAUAUUUAUAAUUGACCUAAGAAAAUAAUUUUUACUUAA
Molecule: messenger RNA, 850 nt
Organism: Glycine soja
Lineage: Eukaryota; Viridiplantae; Streptophyta; Magnoliopsida; Fabales; Fabaceae
Product: acyl-coenzyme A thioesterase 13
Exons: 3
Coding region: 103-567 (154 amino acids)
Molecular function (GO): fatty acyl-CoA hydrolase activity
Source: RefSeq, a predicted model, not a curated record